GCCGCCCAGGCCGAGGCCGCGAGUGCCCGCCGGCCGCUUCCGCUCUCGGCGCAGGCGCUGCAGCUUGGCCAGAGCGGAGGGGGCUCGGGAGAAGAGUGGACACCGCUGGCCAGGAUGGUGCUGGAGAGCGUGGCCCGCAUCGUGAAGGUGCAGCUCCCCGCAUAUCUGAAGCGGCUCCCAGUGCCUGAAAGCAUUACCGGGUUCGCUAGGCUCACAGUUUCAGAAUGGCUUCGAUUAUUGCCUUUCCUUGGUGUACUCGCACUUCUUGGCUACCUUGCAGUUCGUCCAUUCCUCCCAAAGAAGAAACAACAGAAGGAUAGCUUGAUUAAUCUUAAAAUACAAAAGGAAAAUCCGAAAGUAGUGAAUGAAAUAAACAUUGAAGAUUUGUGUCUUACCAAAGCAGCUUAUUGUAGGUGUUGGCGUUCUAAAACGUUUCCUGCCUGUGAUGGUUCACAUAAUAAACACAAUGAAUUGACAGGAGAUAAUGUGGGCCCACUAAUACUGAAGAAGAAAGAAGUAUAAUAAUAAUAUUGUAACAAUAUUUUCUCAUUCUUUGUGUAUAGAAAAUUUUAAAGUGGUGGUCUUAAUUAUUACUACUGGUUGAACAAUUAUUUCUUCCAAUUUAUUUUCUUCCUGCACUACUGUUUGUAUUUGAUCCUUUGUCUAUUCAGUCACUUAAUUAGAAGUUAAAUUGUCAAGCCUCUUAUUCUGACUUCAAAGAAUUAAUGUAUCUUCCAACAAUAAAAUCACUUCUGAUUUUAAUCUAGGAAAACCUAAAUUGUGGCUAUGGAUCCAAAGCUGUUUGUUUCUUUGAAUAUCAAUAUUUUCAACAGGAUCUUGUAUUUAAAAUUCCCACCUACAUUGUUAAAUAUGUUAUUUUUUCAUAUCUCUUUUGGUUUUGAUAAUCUGAAGUGUUUUUUUCUCCUUUUGGCCUUCCAAACUGCAUUUGUUUAGGUGAAUUAAGAAAAAUAUUGCCAUCAAGAAUUACUUGUGUUUUCACAGAGAUAGACUCUUUGCUUUAUAGAGAUUGUUGUGUAUUUAAUAUGAAUAUCCCAGCUUUAGAAAAGAAGUAAACUGGAUACAAAAAGUUCCAUUGAGGAACAGUUAUUUACAAUAUAAAAGAUUUGUUUACUUUACAAAA
Molecule: messenger RNA, 1141 nt
Organism: Symphalangus syndactylus (siamang)
Lineage: Eukaryota; Metazoa; Chordata; Mammalia; Primates; Hylobatidae
Gene: CISD2
Product: CDGSH iron sulfur domain 2
Biological process (GO): autophagy of mitochondrion; regulation of autophagy
Cellular component (GO): mitochondrial outer membrane; intracellular membrane-bounded organelle
Molecular function (GO): 2 iron, 2 sulfur cluster binding
Source: RefSeq, a predicted model, not a curated record